UGCUUGUUUAGUUUCACUUCCGUGUUUCCCAUCUUCACAUGAUGAAGAAGUAACACUGGACGUAAUCCGUAUAACGAUUUUACAGCGCAAAUCGUUCCAAUCAAAGUUUAUUUAAUAGCGGACUUUAACGAACUUUUUUUUAAUAGUACGUGCUCGAAAUUGCAUACCGGGUUUGAAGUCUGUUGCAUUUCCAUGAUAACAGGGGAUACAGUGUCCCUAUUAGAUAGGUUAGCUUGCUAGCUUCUUCAACCUACACUCUUCCUUGGCUACAUUGUGAAUGAGUAGUUAGCCGGCCACACAUUCAUUCCUGUCAGAUAAGAAUGAAGGUGUGCACAUCCCUCCCACGCACAGCUAUGCCUGUGUCUGUAUUCGUUCUGGCUGUCCAGCUGGUGCUUUUGGCCUAUGGGGGCCAGGCCAGUGACAACGUCAAGAGGUGUAAGCUGUUCUCUGAGUCCACCACAGAAGUGAAAGCCCUCAGUCUUUUAGAACCGCUCACUAACAAGAGUUUUUCAGUGGAUGUAAAAAAUGACAAAGAGAGCUACACGUAUCGUUUCCAAGUGUGUGGGGAAGCUGGUAAAACCGCAGGAGCUGGGCUCGUUCAGAUCGACCAGAGCGCGAAAGAAGUUGAGACUGUGAUUGGGUUGUACACUGUAACACAGGCUAUUGGAGGAAGUGACUGGGUGAUGCUGAUCUACAGGAACGGGACCAAGUAUGAUGGCCACUGUUCCAAGGAGAUGAGGAAGGCCAUCGUCAUGAUCUCCUGCAACAGAAAAGUUGACAUGGGUGAGCUGAGGGUGGUGCUGGAGGACAGAGACAAGGAGAGGGACUGUUUCUAUCUGUUUGAGCUGGACUCCAGUGCAGUCUGUCCUGCUCUGCCUUCCCAGCUCAGUGCAGGCUCCAUAAUACUCAUCAUUGGGUUUGUCGUCUUGUCAGUGUAUCUCAUCGCUGGAUUCCUCUACCAGAGGUUGGUUGUUGGGGCCAAAGGCGUAGAGCAGUUCCCCAACUAUGUCUUCUGGACACAGGUUGGCAACCUGGCAGCGGACGGAUGUAAUUUUGUGUGUCGGACCCGGGGCCCCGAAGAGGAACCACCCACAUACAGUGGCGUGUCCACAGAGCCGGAGGAGGAGCCAGAAGAACGUGACGACCACUUGCUUCCCAUGUGAACUGAUGUCACUAAGGGGAGGGGUUAUCCCAUGUGGGAUUCUAUUGGCACUUUGGUUACAUAUUGCCCUUAGAAACAGAUCUAGGAUCAUCACUUAAUCUUUCCAAAUCUUUCAAAAACCCUAACUGUUUUGGGAGAACCAUGAAAUAUCCAAUCAUUCAGUGUCUAGGGGCAAUUUUAUCCUACUUGCUUUUGACCGAUUCAGGGACCACUUUAGAGUUGGGCACACACACAAGCCUAAUGCAGAAGGCUUCGAAAUCCGCAAUAUCUCGGAUUCCCAAGCAAAUGUGUCAUUAUAUUACUAAUCUAAUUAUAUUAAUAAAGGCAAUAAAAGAUUGUAUGCAGGUUUUUAUUGCCACCCGUAAAUAAAUACUUUUUAGAGGUGGCAACCAAAACCUGGACACACUGUUUUGCCUUUCAACAACUCAAGUGCCCACGUCUGGAUGGAGUUAUAUCUAAAAAAACAUGGAAACCUCUCUCUCAUCUGGUUCACCUGGCACAAUAGAAGAGGAAGGUACAGACAGGCUUCCUAGAUGACUGAAAUAAUGUUAGUGCUGACACAAUGCAACCAUAAGAACAGUUUGACAUGACUCUGUUCCGGUCAGAAAUGGAUGGCUGUGUUCUGACUCAUAGGUCGUACUUUAAAUGAAGGUCUGCUUAUACACUGCACAGAAACAUAGUGAUAUGUAACAUUACAGUAGGAAACACAUACAGGCUGGUUGUUCAAGCUGUAUAUACUGACUGGUCCUUGUAAUAAAUGGUUUAUCCCAUUAAUACGGUUGUGUGUAUAUAUAUAUACACAUAUAUAUAUAUAUAUAUAAUAAAUAUGGAAUAAAUGAAGACUAAGAGAAUAAAUAACAGACCUUUAAGUAAAGUUGUACAUCCAUACACAUACAGCACACAGCCAUUUAAACAGACGCACAGCUAGAUACAAACAUUUACUCUGGGUUGCUUUGUAGAUUAGAGUGAUGUCACUGGACCUUGACGAAAAUGUACUUAUGACCUGUUACACCGUUUCUUUGGCAAUGUUUUAAGGGUUGGGUUGGGACCAAUUGCAUUUCAAUUCAGUAUGUUCCACUUUCAAUUCCUAUUUCAGUUCACUGAAAUGAAAUGGCAUUGACACCAGCCCCAAUACUGAGUGGUAGCCUACUGUUUAUGAUACCGAGUACAUCGAUGAUGAUUUUGUAAUAUAAUGCUGGUUUGAACUGGUCUUUAGUUUGUUACAGCAGGCACCUGGAAUUCCAACAGUAAAAUGGAGGAAUUCAAGUCAUUUAUAUAAUCAUCCAUACAGAAAUACAAAUUUAUGAUGUGCUAUUUGUGAAGUGUGGGUGAAUAUGUUUUAGUUUUUAUUUAUUUUUUUAGUCUUUGCGGUAUACUUAAAAUAUUUGUUACCAUGGAUCUCGACAGCAAGACUGCAGUAGUACCAACGCAUCUUGCAUACAGACACACAACCACAUAGUAAAACGCACUCCAUAGACUUCAGUCAGGUCAAGAAACCGGGUCUGUGUCAAACUAAGUUCCCUGGAUUUGUUCAGGCUUCUGUUGGAAUUAGGUGUUUGUUCCUCAAAAAGAGGGAAGAGUAAAAGAUAAUUUAUCUUUUUUGCUUUUACAUUAAAAAUAAAUUCCAAUCCAAUAAAUGUUUUGUUGCA
Molecule: messenger RNA, 2811 nt
Organism: Esox lucius (northern pike)
Lineage: Eukaryota; Metazoa; Chordata; Actinopteri; Esociformes; Esocidae
Gene: m6pr
Product: mannose-6-phosphate receptor (cation dependent)
Exons: 7
Coding region: 321-1163 (280 amino acids)
Biological process (GO): protein targeting to lysosome
Cellular component (GO): endosome; trans-Golgi network; Golgi apparatus
Molecular function (GO): protein domain specific binding
Source: RefSeq, a predicted model, not a curated record